Mercenaria mercenaria is the source of this 1418-nucleotide messenger RNA. RefSeq names its product putative leucine-rich repeat-containing protein DDB_G0290503. Lineage: Eukaryota; Metazoa; Mollusca; Bivalvia; Venerida; Veneridae. The transcript is spliced from 14 exons. The record is from RefSeq and is a predicted model, not a curated record. The annotation marks the transcript as partial.
UGAAAGUAAAGAGAUAAUAAAAUCAGUGAAAAGAACAAAAUGCGGAAAGCUUGUGGUGGUACGAGGCAAACGAGAGUUACACGUGCUACGAAGGAAACAGGUGGAUCAAAUCCGAGACCAGAGAGUUCAAAAACACAACAAACGGACAGGACAAAAGACGUAAAGACCUGUGCUGAAGAACGUGUCGUCAUUUUAGAAAGAGAAAAUAUGAUGCUGAGAAAAAAUCUGAACAUGGUAGAAAUUAAGAAAGAAUUUCAGAAGUCAAUUCAAGAGAGUCAUAUGGCUUCUAUGUUCUAUGAAUCUCUCCACGAUUUAGAACAAAAACUUCAACAGUAUGAGUCAUAUGCAGGAGGAUAUGUCGGGUUGCAUGCAGGAGAUCAACUUCAAAAGAAAACAGAUGAAAUCAACAAGCUGAAGAAUGAACACGAAGAAUCUAAAAGGUCAAACAGAGAACCAAUAUCAAAUCAAACAAGUGAAAUAGAUAACCUGAAGACGGAGUUGAAGAAACUAAUGAAUGAACUUGAAAAAUCCGAGAAGAGCCGAAAGAGGACCGAAAAAGAAUCUAGGAUGCAUGGAGGAGCACUACUUCAAAUGAAAAAAGAUGAAAUCAAUAAGCUGAAGAUUGAACUCGAAGAAUCUAAAAGGUCAAACAGAGAACUAAUAUCAAAUCAAACAAGUGAAAUAGAUAGACUGAAGAUAAAGUUGAACAACCUAAUGAAUGAACUUGAAAAAUCCGAGAAGAGCCGAAAGAGGACCGAAGAGGACCUUAAAGAAUCUAAGUUGCAGACAACUGAUCAACUUAAAAAGAAAAAAGAUGAAAUCAAGAAGCUGAAGAAUGAACUCGAAGAAUCUAAAAGGUCAAACAGAGAACAAGUAUCAAAACAAACAACUGAAAUAGAUAAGCUGAAGACGGAGUUGAAGAACCUGCAGGAUAUACAUGAAAAAUCCGAGAAGAGCCUAAAGAGGACCGAAGAGGACUUUAAAAUAUCUAAGUUGCAGACAGCUGAUCAACUUAAAAAGAAAACAGAUGAAAUCAACAAGCUGAAUAAUGAACUCGAAGAAUCUAAAAGGUCAAACAGAGAACAAAUAUCAAAUCAAACAAGUGAAAUAGAUAACCUGAAGACGGAGUUGAAGAACCUAAUGAAUGAACUUGAAAAAUCCGAGAAGAGCCGAAAGAGGACCGAAGAGGACCUUAAAGAAUCUAAGUUGCAGACAGCUGAUCAACUUAAAAAGAAAACAGAUGAAAUCAACAUGCUGAAGAAUGAACUCGAAGAAUCUAAAAGGUCAAACAGAGAACAAAUAUCAAAUCAAACAAGUGAAAUAGAUAACCUGAAGACGGAGUUGAAGAACCUAAUGAAUGAACUUGAAAAAUCCGAGAAGAGCCGAAAGAGGACCGAAGAGGACCUUAAAGAAUCUAA